Molecule: messenger RNA, 2160 nt
Organism: Polypterus senegalus (gray bichir)
Lineage: Eukaryota; Metazoa; Chordata; Cladistia; Polypteriformes; Polypteridae
Gene: tlcd4b
Product: TLC domain containing 4b
Exons: 7
Coding region: 187-969 (260 amino acids)
Biological process (GO): lipid homeostasis
Cellular component (GO): membrane; endoplasmic reticulum
Source: RefSeq, a predicted model, not a curated record
GCCUGUCAGGCUUGAAACACAACAAGAGAUGUGGCAAGUUGGGAGCAAAGUUUUGCAAAAGAAGCCGCGAAGGAGCUGAAGACGAGAGUUUAGAGGUAACGAGAAUUUCCUGGGAGUGAGGUGUCGGGAGUCAGCGGAAGCGACAUUGGACCCCGUCUAUGCGAUUAACCCCGACGGCAAGCAGCAAUGGAUGAGCUGAAAGUGGUCGCUGGGAGUUUUGCUGUUUUCCAGUUUUUGUUUACUGUGGCCAGUCCUUACGUCUCACUCAUCCUCUCCCAGGGAUAUCAGCAUCUCCACCCUGUUAAGAAAACUGAAUGGAAUUCCAGGCUGGUGUCCACAGUACAUGCUCUAAUUGUGGGAACUCUCUGCCUUUACAUCUUGUGGUUUGAUGAAGCUGUGAAUAAAGAUCCAGUUUGGGGUGACCCCAGACUUGUGAAGCUCAAUGUUGCCAUAACCUGUGGCUACCUUUUAUAUGAUCUUCUGCUGUUGGCGAUGCACUGGAAAACAAUGGGAGAUGGCUUCUUUGUCUGUCACCACUUAGCAGCGCUAUAUGCCUAUGGAUAUGUGCUGGGACGAGGCGUUUUGCCUUAUUUUGCUAAUUUUCGCCUCAUAUCAGAGCUGUCAACACCAUUUGUAAAUCAGAGAUGGUUCUUUGAUGUCCUCUCCUACCCUCGAUCAGGACUCCAGGUGGUACUCAACGGUGUUGCAAUGGCUGUGGUGUUCUUUGCGGUGCGGAUUGCUGUCAUGCCCACCUAUUACAUUCGUGUGUGGUCUACAGUGGGCACGCCUGCCUUUGAAAGGUUGGGCCCUGGACCUCAGGUGGCCUGGAUCUUGUCGAGUGUGAGUCUUGAUGUCCUGAACAUUAUUUGGAUGUACCGCAUAACCCGUGGCUGCUAUCGUGUGCUGACUGGCAGCAAGUCGACGAGGACAAAGAGGCAGACAUCUGAUCUUGAAAACCAUAAGGACUGAGCAGUACAUUUAGGAACUUUGCCAGCAUAGUAUCAGUUGGGCAAUACUGUUUGAAGUACUGCCUCCGGCCGUAGUGUCUCCAGGAUUAAAUAAAUCAGCAUAGCUGAUUGAACAUGUGGGGUAAAGGGCAAGGGCAACAUCAUGAGAAGACAUGGGGAACACCCUCUCUGCACCCACUAUUGGGAUUCAGUGUCAGAAAUUUGGUUAAUGUGUGCACCUUAGUCUUUUGCCCUCUGUUACUGUAAAGCUUUGAAACCAUACCACGUCAAAAAAAAUGGUGGGUCCUACGUGAUCGUAGUGAAGCUGACUUUAACCACUGUUUACCUCGUUAGGAUUCCAAAACCUAGUACCUUAGCAAGGUGUACUGAGAAUUCCUACCUCACAAAAGCACUGAGACUUCAUUUCACUCUGUUAUGCUGCUCAGUAUUUUUAAUAAUAUUACUAAUAAUAAUACAUUUUAUUUAUAUAGCACCUUUCCCAUGCUUACAGAAAUCACAACAGGAUUUUUGGGGAAUCUGCUACACUUAAAGUGUGUUAGUCAUAUAGAAAGGAUAAGAAAUAAUUUAAUAAAAUGAGAUAACAAAAAGGCAACUAAGUGCUUCUAGACCUUCACGUCUAUUCAGCUGGGGAGUUUGCCUCCCAGUGAGUUUCUGUAAGGAAUGAAUGGGGGUGAGAGAAGGAUUUGUGAAAGGGUCAGGGUCUAUCAAGCUCAACAGAAGAAAAGAAACAUGUUCACUCUACACUAACCAUGUUCCUCUGCAGCAUCACUUGUCCUUGAGCCCAAAUUUGAGUUGCUUAUACUGCCAUGACUGACUCUACAACAGCAAUCAUUCUUUUAUUAUGCCAGUUUGUAACAUCAGGUUAAAGAGUUUUGGCUGGGGCUUGGGAUUAAAGGUGGGUUGGGAAAAAAUAGAAAUGGGAAUGGCUAUACAGUGUAUACAGUACAGAGCCCGAUUACAGGCCUGUCUCUACUGCGGUCAUUCCCUUCUCCAUAGUGACUCACGUUAGGCAAUUGUCAAUAUCACCAUGUGUCAGUCCUUCACACCACCACCAGGAGGAAGCCAUGUCUAUUUUUCAGUCAGUCUUUGUUACGGCACAGUUUAUAUAGUAAACCACAAUACCGCCAACAAGGAUACAUUUCCCUGAAAUCACUAUGAAUGUAGAGAAAAGCCAAGCAAAAUGACACCUUUU